Messenger RNA from Gadus macrocephalus (Pacific cod), 3966 nucleotides. Its product is annotated as SRC kinase signaling inhibitor 1-like. The record is from RefSeq and is a predicted model, not a curated record. Gene Ontology annotation, cellular component: actin cytoskeleton; cytoplasm; postsynaptic density. Lineage: Eukaryota; Metazoa; Chordata; Actinopteri; Gadiformes; Gadidae. Gene Ontology annotation, biological process: regulation of dendritic spine morphogenesis.
AUGUUGGAACUACAGUCCCGCACGCCCCGCCUCGCGCGCCCCAACACCUCCCAGCCCACGCCGGGCCACCAGGCCAGCCACGCCCUAGUGACGGCCAGGAGCCAGGAGACCAUGUCGGAGGGGGACGUCCCCCUGGGGUUCAACCGCAUGAACCGCCUGAGGCAGAGCCUGCCCCUGGCCCGCUCCUCCAGCCAGGCCAAGCUCCGGGCCCCAGGCGUCCUGUUCCUCCAGCUGGGGGAGGAGACCCGGCGGGUCCACCUGACCCAUGAGCUCACCUCCCUGGACACACUGAGGGCUCUCAUCGUGCACAUGUUCCCCCAGAGGCUCACUAUGGCCAUGCUGAGGUGUCCCAGCACGGCGCUGCUCAUCAAGGACGAGACGCGGAACGUGUUCUACGAGCUGGAGGACCCGCGCGACGUCCAGGACCGCUGCGUCAUCAAGAUCUACUGCAAGGAGCCCGUCUACGGCUCCUACCAGGCCAGCCCCCACAUCUCCAACGGGGACAUAAGGAGGGAGAUGGUGUACGCCCCUCAAGACUCUCCGCCCGGCCGCCGGCUAAGCACCGCCCCCAUCUCCGCCCAGCACGCUAACCCCGCCUCCGCCUCCCCCCCGCAGGGCUCCCCGGCCCGGGCCCGCCUCCUGUACAGCAGCGGGGGAGGGGGAGGGGGAGGGGGGAACCGCCCCUCCUCCUACGCGGGCCCCGCCCACCACCACACCCACUCGCUGCCUCACCCCCACGCCCCCCACUCCCACUCCCACCACGCCUCCCCCCUCCACCCCCAGCCCGCCUUCUGCCCCUCCCCCAGCGCCAUCCUGGAGCGCCGCGAUGUCAAGCCCGACGAGGAGGUGGGCGGCGGCUCCCGGGGCAUGAUGCUCCUGCGGGGGGAGGAGCGAGGAGGAGGAGGGGGCGGAGCCAUCUACGCAGACCCCUACUCCCUGGGGCCCGACCCCGGCCGCCUCGGCCACGCAGGGAACCCGCACUCGCAACUUCCUGUGGUGCGGGCCGACCCGUACGGCUCGCUGUACCGCCGGGGGGGAGGGGGAGGGGGGGGCGGCCCCCCCGCCGGCUCGGUGCGCUCCCUCACCUCCUACUCGGCGGCGGCGCUGCAGGGGGAGCUGAUGGAGAGCGCCCUCUACAGGCCGGGAGGCCCGCUGUACGGCGACACCUACGCCGCCUCCAUGCUGGCGGCGGGCUUCCGGGUCCCGCCGCCCGCCUCGCCGCAGAAGAUGCCCGACCUCAGGGAGCCGUACGGGGGGGGCACGCUGCCGGGCCGGGGGUCCCCGGGCCGCCAGGGGCUGCGGAGGGGGGAGGCUCCGCCCAGCUCGGGCGGCGUGUUCGACCAGGGCUCCAAGGUCAGGGGCCCGGGGCUGAGCCUGGGGCCCGGGUUGAGUCUGGGACCCGAGCAGCUGUGUCUGAUGGGGGGCCCCGGGGGAGACGCGGGGGGGCCCGGCGCCUUCAGCUCCCCGCUGCUGCGCACCGAGACGGAGACCAGGGAGCGUAUGGAGGUGAUGGAGAAGCAGAUUGCCAGCCUGACUGGACUGUUGAAGAGCGUUCUGAGCAGAGGACCCGAUCAGGAGAGCAAGGAGAAGAUGGAGACGGCCAGCGAGGACUCUGCGGCUGACGCUGGACGAUCAAAAAUAAAGAAAGCUCAGACACCCUCGGCUCCCCUGGCCCUGAUGCCGCCCCCACCCUCCGGAGCCAACCAGCCAAUCACUGUGUCCCGGCUGCAAAUGCAGCUCCACCUGCAGGGCCUGCAGCAGAACACCAGCUCCCUGCGCAAGCAGCUCUCCCAGCUGCGCCACAUCCAGCUGGAGAACCAGGACGAGGUUCUGUCCUUGCUGAGGCAGACGGAGUCGGAGCUGAGCCUCAUGAUGCUGGAGGCCAUGCGCACCCAGGAGGACCCUCUGCAGAGACAGCGCCUCCUGGUGGAGGAGGAAAGGCUCAAGUACCUCAACCAGCAAGAGCUCCUCAUCCAGCAGCUGCAUGAUCUGGAACGGUCCGUAGAGGGGCUCCAGAAGAACCUCUCUGUGAACAAGGGCCUGGUGACGGAGCAGGAGGUGGAGAAGAAGAGCAUGGAGCUCCGGAGGCUGGGCGAGACCCUCACAGAGCUCAAGAACCAGUUCCCCAGCCUGCAGAGCAAGAUGCGGGUGGUGCUUCGAGUGGAGGUGGAGGCGGUGAAGUUCCUGAAGGAGGAGCCUCACAGGCUGGACGCGCUGCUGAAGAGAUGUAGCAGCAUGACCGAUACACUGUCCUCGCUGCGCAGACAGGUCAGCGACGGCGUGUGGAAGGGUCCCGACAGCCUCUCCAAGAGGUCGGAGGUCGCGGGCCAGGGUCCCGACCUGGACAUCCUCAACAGCCCGCCCCUGAGCCUGAGCGACCUGAGCGGCGGCGGGGGUGUCGGAGGGCUGGCCAACUGGAUGCCCGGGCUGGGGGGCGAGGCGGACAGGUCCGGUCCGGACCAGGACCCCCUGAUGAGCUUCAGGGCCCGGGUCCUGGAAGAGCUGCCCACCCGCCGCCCAGGGGACAAGAGCGUCUCGGCCGAAGUCCGUCUGGCAGCAGAGCGUGACUGGGAGGAGAAGCGCGCCAGCCUCACCCAGUUCAGCGCCCAGGACAUCAACCGGCUGCUGGAGGAGACCCAGGCCGAGCUGCUCAAGGCCCUGCCCGACCUGGAGCUGGCCGCCAGGCACGUCUCCAAGCCCGUGGUGCCCCCCAAGCCCCACAUCACCAUGGCGAUGACCUCCAACUCGGCCACGCCCACGGCUCCGGCCCCGCCCCCCAAUGCACAGGCGGCGUCCCCCAGCGGCGGGGGCGGGGACUCCGGGCCCGGCAAGGUGCAGCUCGCCGCCCAGAAGCUCAACAACAUGGAGGGCACGGGCUCCCGCCGCGGCUCCACUGAGCUGACCGUAGGACGCUACCGAACAGAGAAGCCCUCCAAGUCUCCGCCCCCCCCUCCCCCGCGCCGCAGCUUCCCGUCGGCCCACGGGAUAACAACCAAUCGCACCGGAGAACUCAUCCUCACCCCCAAGACGGCCAAGGAAGAGGAGGAGCCUAUCAAAGCGGUGGUGAAGCUACGGCGAGCGCCCUCCGACGCCCCUCGCCCAGCCUCCACCCCGCCGGUCAUCUCCGCCUCCGGAGUCCAAGACGAGGAUGACGAGGAGAGGAUCCUCGCUGAGCUGGAGAAUGCCAGUAUGGCCCCGGGGCCAGCGAAGGGCCCCCAGCCCACCGUGGCUGCCCGCCUCAAGAACCUCCAGCAGGGGAGCCUGGAGCGACCCAACAAGACCCGCAAGCAGAAGGAGGACUUCUCCUCAAAGAGCCCCGGGCAGCAGCAGGUAUUCCACUUCUGAGACAACAGUACCACCGCCUGGACUUACCGUCUGGCCCGCCUCCUCCAGACUUCCCCAGGAAACAAGUGACAAAAACACCCAGGAGACGCCUGCGGAAAAUGGCGACCAGGUGAAAAAAAAGAAGAAAAAGAUUCUCAAGAGCACUUAUCGAUGUGAGUUUUCGGUAUUUCAGUUACUGGAUCUAAAAACUAGCUUGCGUAGAGAACAAGUUUUGUUGUACAAUAAUGUCGGUGUCUUGCUUUUUCCCAGAGGAAGCUGUUGGUUGUGUUUGUGACAGAUUAAGCUAGCUGUACCACAAUAAGUAACUUUAGCACAUCGUUUAACCUCCAGCGUCAGCCUAUAGCCUCUGAACUGGAAAACACAGCAAGUUAAACUAACGGUUAUCCAUAUCCACAUAAUACCUUCAUCCUCCUCCUCCUCCUCCUCCUCCUCCUCCCCAAUUAUAUCUAACACCAGUAGGUGGAAUCAACGGUGCUCGAUAGUUAAGAUGGUGGGUUUAUGUUCUACACAUAAACCGUUUUGAGCCCUAAUGGGGACUGGUUUAAUGAGGACCACAGCCUAAAGACAGCCCUGAUGUCUGUACCGUCUGUACAUGGCCUCUAUAGAAGGACUCCGAGAACA